Rhinolophus ferrumequinum (greater horseshoe bat) is the source of this 4316-nucleotide messenger RNA. RefSeq names its product signal transducing adaptor family member 1 (gene STAP1). Gene Ontology annotation, biological process: cell surface receptor protein tyrosine kinase signaling pathway; positive regulation of B cell receptor signaling pathway. The transcript is spliced from 9 exons. Lineage: Eukaryota; Metazoa; Chordata; Mammalia; Chiroptera; Rhinolophidae. The coding region runs from base 74 to 940 and encodes 288 amino acids. Gene Ontology annotation, molecular function: signaling adaptor activity; protein kinase binding. The record is from RefSeq and is a predicted model, not a curated record.
CUAACACAAGGGAGAUCUCAUUUUGUUUGAGACUGUAUACAGUUGAAACCAAACCACACACCAACGAGAGGGUAUGAUGGCUAAGAAGCCCCCAAAACCAGCCCCUCGCAGGAUCUUCCAAGAAAGGUUAAAGAUUACUGCUCUGCCCUUAUACUUUGAAGGUUUUUUAUUAGUCAAGCGGUCAGAAUACCAGGAGUACAAACACUAUUGGACAGAGUUGAGAGGAACUACACUUUUCUUUUAUAACGACAAGAAAAGUACAAUAUAUGUUGACAAGUUAGACAUAAUAGACCUCACAUGCCUUACUGAGAAGAAUUCAACUGAAAAGAAUUGUUCAAAAUUCACCCUUGUUUUGCCAAAAGAAGAAGUGCAACUGAAGACAGAGAACACAGAAAGUGGAGAAGAAUGGAGAGGCUUUAUUCUUACAGUAACAGAGCUGUCAGUUCCCCAAAAUGUAUCACUCCUUCCUGGGCAAGUAAUUAGAAUGCAUGAAGUCUUAGAGAGAGAAAAGAAAAGGAGGAUCGAGACAGAGCGGCUACCGAACACAUCUCUGGAAAAAGAGAGGGAACCAAUUGAAGAUUAUGUGGAUGUACUCAACCCUAUGCCUGCAUGUUUUUAUACAGUGUCCCGGAAAGAAGCAACUGAGAUGCUUGAGAAGAAUCCUUCUUUGGGAAAUAUGAUCCUGAGGCCUGGUAGUGACAGCAGAAACUUCUCCAUCACUAUCCGGCAGGAGACAGACAUGCCAAGAAUAAAGCACUUCAAAGUGAUGAGCAUAGGAAAAAACUACACUAUUGAACUGGAAAAACCUGUAACACUCCCUAACCUUUUCAGCGUCAUUGAUUAUUUCGUGAACGAGACUCGAGGAAAUUUACGACCAUUUAUAUAUUCAACUGAAGAAACUCUGGAGACCAAAGGAUUUCCUGUAACAUCUCUAAAAUAAAAUUUUAAAAAAUUAGGGCGGGAGGAAUCCAAUAUAAUUUUCCUCCUGCAUGGAUGAUAUUGUGUCAAUUAUCUAAUGCUGUGCAACAAACCAAUCACCCCCAAAACAUGGGGGCUAAAUCAACAAACCUUUUAUUUGCUCAUGAUUCUGUACAUCAGCAACUUGGAUUGGAUUCAGUUGGGUAGUUCUUCUGCUAGUCUUACCUGGUGUCACUUACAUGACUGUAACCAGCUGGUGGCUUGACUGGGGUGGAUGGUUCAAUUUGGCCUCACCCAAAUAUCUGGUGCUGGUGGUCAACUGGGCCUGGAUGAAAUACCCUCUUCAUGUGGUCUCUAAUCCUUGAGGUUAGCUCAGGCUCCCUCACAUGAGAUCUCAGAGCUGUUAAGGCGAGAAGGGUACCUGCCUGUCUUAGUGUUGAGAACAAAGCAAAGCAAGUCCUCUAUUUAAGUUGUUCACAGGUUCUGUGACUUUAAGCAAAAUGUCGUUUAACGAAACCAAUUUUACCAUAAUUGAUAUAAACAAGAGUUAAGUUCCUAUGGCAUUUCAUCAACGUUACAACAAAACGACAUUGAACUAAAUAACAUUAAUCCGAGGACCUGCCUUCUUGCAGCUUUUGGUCUAGAAACUAUGAAUUGAAUAAAUAAUUUCAAGUGUGAUGUGUCUUAUGUAUAGGGUCUAUAUUUUUCUUUCAAAAAUUAUUUAAUUUACAUACAAUAUAAUUUACUUUUUGGUGUAUAGUCCUAUCAGUUUUGACAACCACCACCACAAUCAAGAUAAAGAAAAUUCCAUCACCUCAAAAAAAAUGCCCUAAUGGUCUUCCUUUGUAGUCAGUCCUUUUCACUGACAAUCUCUGGCAACAACUGAUCUGUUUUCUAUUCCUAUAGUUUUGCAUUUUCCAGAAUGUCAUAAAUGGAAUCACAGUAUGGAACCAUCUGAGGCUGAUUUCUUUCACUCAUCAUGUUUAGAUUCACACAAGGGUUGUAUUACUAGCUUCUUCUUUUUUAAGGUUGAAUAGUAUUUCAUUCACUGCAUGGAGGUACCAAUUUAUUUAAAUAAUUUGGUAAAGUAUGUUUAAAUCUUUUGCCCAUAGUUUUAUUGGCUUUUCAUAUGGUUGAGAUUUGACACAACUGUGCAUAUUCUGAACAUAAGUCCUUUGCCUGAUAUAUGAUUUGCAAAUACUGGUUUUUUAAAAAAAUUCUUUUAAUAGUGUCUUUUGCAGAGCAAAGGUCACCCUUUCGUCAUUAAAUCACCUUUGCACAUUUGUGCAAAUCUUGAUUACUGCAUCUUUACAGUAAUUCUUCAUAUCUGGAGGUAUGAGUCCAACCUUGUUCUUUUCAAAAUUGUUUGGAGUAGUCUGGUUUCUUUGCCUUUCAAUGUAAGUUUUAGAAGUUCAAAUUUUGAUGAAGUACAAAUUAUCAAUUUUUGCUUCUGUGGAUUGUACUUUUGGUGUUGUAUCUGAGAACUCUGUGUAACCCAAGACCACAAAGAUUUUUUUCCUAUGCUUUUUUAUGGAAGUGUUAUAGUUUCAUGUUUUACAUUUAGGUCUAUGAUUCAUUUGGAAUUAACUUUUAAGGUGUGAGGGACGGGUCAAGGUUAAUUUUAUUGGUAUUUAAGCAUGUAAUUGUUCUAGCAACAUUUGUUAAAAAAAGAUCAUCCUUUCUUCAUUAAAUCGCCUUUGCACAUUUGUGCAAAUCUUGAUUACUGCAUCCUUACAGUAAUUCUUGAAAUCUGGAGGUAUGAGUCCAACUUUGUUCUUUUCAAAAUUGUUUGGAGUAGUCUGGUUUCUUUGCCUUUCAAUGUAAGUUUUAGAAUCAACUUAUCAUCUAUAGAAAAAUCCUCCUGCGUUUUGAUUUGGAUUUUGCUCAAUCUGUAGAUCAGUUCAGGGAGAACUGACAGAGGAUGAGUUCUCUCUUAGGGUUUUAGGUGCUCAUGCUGCCACUGCUCUCAUGCAGCAUCUUGACUAGGGGCCACCCUCAGAGAAGGGUCAGAAGAGAAAAUGGAAAGAAAAAAACAAAAAUAGGCUGUUCAUGUAAAAUGUCAAUACUUUUAGAAACAUACAGAUUACUAUUACUCUGGUGGCUGAACUGGUUCAGUUUGCUCUGUGAUCAGUAACAAAUUGCUAACUUCCCUGAAUUUCAGAUUCGCUUGCUGUAAGGAUCAGGGAAUGAUAUAUGCACAGAUAGAAUUAGAGGGACAUAUGGAAAGAUACUUCAAAUGAUCAGACUAUCUUCUGUAGAGUAAUAAUAUAUUUUCUUUCAAAAGCAGAAAGAUGAUAGAAGAAUAAACUGAACAGUGAAGGAGGGUGGAAAUAGGACUUGCUAAGAAAAAACUAUGAAAAGGUCAAAACCCAUAUUGACAAAUAGUGCUCAAAUUUUAAGGAAACUUUGGGGAACCCGAAAAUUGUUUCAGGAAGUUGGAUUCAUAGCUGAUUGGGGCACACUGGUAAUGCUACAGCCCUUAGCUUUAAGUUGCCUUGAAGUGGGAUAUGGGAGUUGUAAAGCACCUAAAGAUUAAAAUCUGGAGACUUGGAUAAAGUUGUUUCCAAUAAAAUAUUAUCAAAAAGAAAAUGAGAUUUUCUUUGAUCCUUGUUAAUCCAUGUCAACACUGAGCUUUCACUUUGAUACCAGAAGCCAAAAGCAAUGAUGGAACCAGAAUGGUUAAAUAUUAUUUCCUCAAUUGAUUUUUCCAACUUCAGCAAUUGGCAGUAUAAACUAAAAGCCACUUCAAAAUAUGACAGGGUAGAUAACUGAUGUUAAGCUAACCAGGAAGGAAAAAAUGCUCCCUAUAGAAAAAUUUAUUAGGAACUAAGUUACAAGUCAAGGAUAAAACAAAAACUAAAAAAGCAUCUAAAUAGUAUUUGAUGUACUGACACUUAUUAAACACACCACCAGUGUCCUAAGUACAAGCAGGAAAAUCAAUUCAUGUUGAAGAUCAAGAACUGCCCUGUUCUGUGAUAUUGGAUCUUUCAGCUUUUCCAACCACAAUUUCUAGGCCAACAACUAACCACAGAAGGAAGAAGAGAGAAGUUGAAGGAAAAUCUACAUGGGGCCAGCAUGGUGACUCAGGUGGUUGGAGCUCCGUGCUCCUAACCAAAGUUGCUGGUUCGAUUCCCACAUGGGACAGUGAGCUGUGCCCUUUACAGCUAAGAUUGUGAACAACGGUUCUCCCUGGAGCUGGGCUGCCAUGUGCUGCCGUGGGCUGCCUAGUGAUGCUGUGGGCUACUGUGAUGGCCGUCAGCAGGUUGCCUCGAGCAGCUGACUGAUGACUGGCGACUGCCUGCCUCAGCUCAGGGGAGCGCAAGGCUCAUCAUACCAGCAUGGGCCAGGGAGCUGUGUCCUACACAACUAGACUGAGAAACAACGGCUUGAACCGGAGU